CCUCCCUCCGCCCCGGUUGCCGCUUUCCCUCAGCAGCCACUCCUGCGGCUGGGCUCGGCGCGCCAUGGUGCAGCUCGGGGGCGGCUGCGGAGCCCCACAGCCUCUCCUGGCCCCAUCGUCGGCCUUCAGCAUCGACAGCAUCCUGCAGCCCGGUCCUCGCUGCCAGGGCCGGGAGCAGGGUAGGUCCCGCUGCGCGCUGCCGGAGGACGAAGAGGAGGAGGAGGAAGAAGAGGGGCCUGCGGAGGACCACCCCGGUAAAAGCUCCAGCGACUCGGGCAGCGAGCGGCUGCUGGCGCAAGGGCCGCGUCGUGCGGAUGCCGAGGCCGAAGGCGCGGUUUCACCUCUCUCCACGGAAAGGUUCCGCGGAUGCCGGCAGCCGUCGCCGCGGGAUUCUGGGGGCUGCAGCAGGGAGAGCAGCAGGUGUUCAGCGGCGGGAGGCAAGAAGAAGACGCGGACCAUCUUCUCUAAGAGCCAGGUCUUUCAGCUGGAGUCCACCUUCGACGUGAAGCGCUACCUGAGCAGCGCCGAACGAGCCGGCCUGGCCGCCGCGCUGCACCUCACCGAGACGCAGGUGAAGAUCUGGUUCCAGAACCGUCGCAACAAGCUCAAGAGACAGCUGUCGGCCGAGCCCGAAGGUCCGGGCCAAGCGGAGCCCCCAGGGGAGCCCCCGCCGCCUCCCACCGCCUCUUUCUCCUUCCCGGCCCUAUACAAGGACAGCGCCCUGCUCAGCCGCUGCCUGCUGCCGCUCCCCUUCCCUCUGUUCUACCCGGGCAGCGCCAUCCCCUACCUCUGCCUUCCCGGCCCGGUUAAGCACUUCAGCCUGCUGGAGGGAGACGUAUAGCCUCUCCCUCCGGCCCCCGCCCUGUCUAUUGCCGGGGGCCGAUGUUCCCUGUGGCCCCGCCGUGUCACCGUCCGCUUUCGCCCCGACCCGCGGCAGUCGCUCCCGGGCCCGGGGUCCCUCACACUCGGCCGUGUGCCGCGGUGUCAGAGCUUCAACGAGCGUUGCCCUCUGCUCGAGACGGAGAAGAACGGAGCUGCCAAAGAAACCGGGAUGAGUUGCGUCUCCCUUCCCUCCGCAGCCCCUCCGUGCCCACGGUUUAGGAAAGACGAUGUUCUGCUUCAGCCCACGGGAAUGGUGUCAUCGUGGCUGCCCCAGCACCGUGCCUCCACCCGAGAGCGUUGGUUACAGCCCCAUCCACUCCGUGCUCUCCUCUAUCUCACAUUCUCCGCCUUUAGUAUCCCCCCAAAUAACAUUUCCCCAUCUCUGACACUAUCAAAAUACAGACACCUCUCUAAAUCUCUGUAGCUACUCUUUCUGAAUUUUGAAUUUUCGAACCAAACAAGUCCUUUGUCACACUUUGUGCUAACCGGUUCCCAAAUCAGGGCCCGUCUGAUGUUUUGCACACAAGUUACUCAUGCUCCUUACGCUAACCCCGGCCCCGAUAGCUCAGGGGAUUAUUUUAUCUGCUGCCCUAUGGUAACGAAGUGCUUUAUUUCUUUUUCUUUUCUUUUUUUUCUUUUUUAACCUCCCCCCAAAAUUUCCAACCACGUUUGUCUUUUUUUUGGUUUACGAGUUCAAACGCUUUAUAUGACGAAUUGGGAA
Molecule: messenger RNA, 1603 nt
Organism: Phasianus colchicus (ring-necked pheasant)
Lineage: Eukaryota; Metazoa; Chordata; Aves; Galliformes; Phasianidae
Source: RefSeq, a predicted model, not a curated record